This is a messenger RNA of Babesia ovata, 348 nucleotides long. RefSeq names its product PITH domain-containing protein, putative. The transcript has 4 exons. Bases 1 to 348 code for a protein of 115 amino acids. The record is from RefSeq and is a predicted model, not a curated record. Lineage: Eukaryota; Apicomplexa; Aconoidasida; Piroplasmida; Babesiidae.
AUGAAGAUGCUCUGGCAUAAAGAAAUGAGUCGCCUCUUCAAAAAAGGGUAUGCCAGCGGAUGCGAGCCGGUCAACCUUGCUAUUGUAGGUAGGUGUGUCGACUAUGCCACUUCAGCGGCGCUCAAUUCACUGGACGGAUUCGGGCAGCUAACUGAAGUACUGGUGUCCACGGCGCCAACUACCCCUCCGAUGGUAUCCGACGUUGACGAGCAAUUCAUACUGAAUGUCUUCUUCCUGGACCCAGUAAGCAUCACAUCAAUCCAGCUAUGCUGCGAUGGGCCACCUGAUGACGUAGAAGCUUCGAAACCCAAAACUGUGCGGAUGGUUGAGGAUGUGUUAUGUACGUGA